AUGCUCCACAACCAGCCCCGCAAGCAUUACAUCCAGGCAAUCCACGCCCGAUUCAUUAUAAGCAACAACCUAUCGCGAAUUUCGAAAAACCAACCCCCCGACAACGAGCUCCCCUGGCAGAUCUGGUACCCGACCCGCGCCGCCGCCGAAACGUACGUCGAGCUCGCCCGCCGCAGGCCGUACAUGCGCCCCGCCGUGGCGCGCGCCCUGAUCGCGAGGGCGAGCCCCAACCCCCACUACCUGGCCGACCUGUACGCUCGGAAGGGGAUGGGAAUCCCUGAAAGAGACGUCUACCGUCCCGAGCAUAACUGCGCCAUCCCGUUCGAGACGUGUUUCGACCUCAACCUGCAGUCCACGCUGUCGGUGGCGAGUGUCGACGGCACGUGCUACCACGAGCCGGAGGGGGGACCUGGCAUAUACAAUGGCUACGGAGGAGAGGAGGCGCAUGCGGAUAAUGUGAAGCUCUACAUCGCGACGAAGGACGAGGCACGCCCGCCAAAUGACGGCAAGGGCGAUGUUAACCUGCCACACCUGUGGGAGGAGCAAAUAAGGGGCGGGUUUUCCGAGGAGGGAAAGAAAUAUUUCCGCGCCUUCCGUGUCUCUGUGCUGGUUAUCGCUGCACACACUUUCAUCAUGGUCAGGAUCUCCGGCCAGUCCAGGGCCGUCCUGCUCACCGCCUCCUUGGCGAAACUCGCCACGGCGGCGCAGGCGGCUUGCGUUUUCUUCUGGCAGGCCAAUCCGGGGGACACGUGCCAGAGCAUCGCCCGCGACUGGAGCCUCACUGCCCAUCAGUUCGUCGCUCUCAACCCGUCCGUGGGGCCUGCCUGUGCCAACGGCGUCACUUCCGGCGUCGAGUACUGUGUUAUGGGCGACCCUGAGACGGGCGGUCCGGCCACAACCACGACGAAGGCCACCACCAGGCCCCCGACGUCGACAUCUGCUCCGCCGACCACCCUCCUCACUUCGACCAGCACCACUGCGCCUCCUACGACAACUCAGGACCCCAACAUUCCCUCGCCUACCCAGCCGGGCACCAUUGAAGGAUGCCGGUCAUAUUACGAGGUUGUUGAAGGGGAUGACUGCGAAACCGUCCAGCGCAAGCAUAACAACCGGUUUUCGAUGGAGGAAUUCUACUUCUGGAACCCGGAGGUGGGCGGAGCGGCCUGUGGGAAUCUGUGGACUGAAUACUACGUUUGCGUUGACGCGGACGCCCGUCUUCCCACGCCGACCGGCCCCAGCCUCCCGGGCCCCACCCAGCCCGGGGUGGUCGGCUUUUGCACCGAGUUUCACAAGGCUCAGGAGGGAGAGGUGUGCUCGACCGUCGCGGAGCGUUAUGGCAACCGCUUCCCCCUCAAGCAAUUGUAA
Messenger RNA from Gaeumannomyces tritici R3-111a-1, 1365 nucleotides. RefSeq lists its product as hypothetical. The coding region runs from base 1 to 1365 and encodes 454 amino acids. Lineage: Eukaryota; Fungi; Ascomycota; Sordariomycetes; Magnaporthales; Magnaporthaceae. The transcript has 6 exons. The record is from RefSeq and is a predicted model, not a curated record.